UUAGUAAGCCCCACUUACUGAUUCAGUUGGCUCUGAAUUAUUCGACAUCUGUCUGAUGUCCACCGUAUAUUUUUUCAUCGCUUUCCCUUACAAUUGGAAAACUCCUCCAAAAUGAUGGAGGCACGUCGCCAGGAGCGACAACGUCGAGAAUCAGCAAAGGCGACGGCGGCGACCUCACUGCCCUCCAGUCAGGACGAGGAGUUCAAUCUGCGCUUGGUCGACCUGUACGGAGGACAGUCCUGCCUGUGGAACACCUCGCUGCCGGAGCACGAGGACGUGGAGCUUAAGCGCGGGGCCUGGGAGAAGAUAGCCAAGGAGCUGGGAAGCCACUUGACGGCCGCCUUUGUCCGGAGCCGGGUGCACAGCAUGCGGCAUCAGUUGAAUGUCUACAAGCUGCAGAUGAUCGAGUACCAGAUGACGCCCGGAAUUGGUAAGGCACCGGAGAAGCCCUACUACGUGGACCGUUUCGCUUUCCUGGACACAGUGCCCACUUCGAGGGGCGACGACACCGGGCAAAGCGAGACGAAGUCCUCCAAGAGCUCCGACUCAGAGAUUUCCGUCUUCCGCUGGUCCAGACCCUCGGUGGGCGUUACACCUAGUGCCAUUCCCAGUAUCGCCGGUAUGGUCAGGGAGCGGAUGGAGGAGUCGCGGCAACUUCCAGUUCCCCUGCACAUGGCCUUCCCACGCCUCCAGCUUAACCGGAUGCGGAGAAGCGCCAUAGGGGGCAGGAUUUCGGAGCCCAGUUCCGGGUCGUCCAGUCUGGAAAUAUCCGAUGUGCCGCCAACCCUGCAAGCUCGGCCGGGCGAGUCCGUGUCCAAGACCAAGCUGUCCGCGGACAAGAUGCGGACAAGACAGAAACUGGAGCAAAACCGGGAGGCGGAGUCCGAGGACGACGAGCUCUACACUUUGCACUGGGAGGUGAGGAACCAGCAGCGAUCCUUGCGGAACGGGCAGUCCCCACUGGCUGGCUCGCCCGCAGGCGAAAAGGAUAUAUUUUAAAGGAUACUCUUAAGCCAAACACACCGCCAUCUGUAGCUAAAAGCCAUUAAAUUGUUCUCGAACGUAUUCUCGCUAGGGCUCCCCCAGACCCUAGUGCUUAGACCCUA
Messenger RNA from Drosophila ananassae, 1106 nucleotides. RefSeq lists its product as uncharacterized. The record is from RefSeq and is a predicted model, not a curated record. The transcript has a single exon. Bases 112 to 999 code for a protein of 295 amino acids. Lineage: Eukaryota; Metazoa; Arthropoda; Insecta; Diptera; Drosophilidae.